Molecule: messenger RNA, 873 nt
Organism: Dictyostelium purpureum
Lineage: Eukaryota; Evosea; Eumycetozoa; Dictyosteliales; Dictyosteliaceae
Exons: 1
Coding region: 1-873 (290 amino acids)
Biological process (GO): cell surface receptor protein tyrosine kinase signaling pathway
Cellular component (GO): cytoplasmic side of plasma membrane
Molecular function (GO): protein binding
Source: RefSeq, a predicted model, not a curated record
AUGGAUGCUCUAUUAAUAACGAAUAAACAUAUAUAUAAAUGGAAUCAUAACCAAGUAUGUAAUUGGUUGGAAAAAACAGGGAAAUUUACACCAGAAACUAUCAAAACUUUUAAUUUUCACCAAAUAACAGGAGAACAUUUGGAAGAACUAUGUAAUAAUAAUUCAUUUUUACUAAAGAUGGGAAUUAGUAUAAAUAAUUGCUUAUCAUUUAUUGUUGAAUAUAAAAAACUAAAAUCAAAUGAAGAAAUUAACCAAAAAAACAAUUAUACUCAAAAUUCUGAUUAUGACGCAAAAAAAUCAACAAGACAAAGUAAUAUAAAUAAUAGUUUAGAUUCAACUAUGUCUCAAAAACUGGGUAUUGUCAAAAGACGUAUCAUUGAACAUACCAAACCGAUUGGAAUAGAAAAAAAAAAAUCUUUACAUAAUGUUACUGACAUUUUAAAAAAUAAUGUAUUAAAUCAACUUGAAGAUAUAUGGAAAAACGAAGAAUUUGAUUUUUCAUGUUUAAUCAUUGCUUAUGAAAAGAAAAAUUUUUCGUUAUUGGAAUUAGAUACUUUAGGUAAAAGAUUAAAUUUUCAAUACGAAAUGUCCAUUCUUUUAAGAAAUCUUCACCCAUCAAUGGUAUCUUAUCAAUUAGUAGACGAAAAAUUUUUAGAAAAGAAUGUUGAACAAGUUAAUGAUGCACUAAUGGAUGCACUUAUAGACCAACCAACCAAUUAUAAUGCUUUAUCUGAAAUAUUUAUGGAACAUAAUAUCAAUGGCAUCGCAUUAUUAUCAAUAAUGGAAGAAGAUCUUGUAGAAUCAUUAGGAAUUGUAGAUGAUAAUUUAAAAAACUGUUUUAUAGCUUUUUACAAAUCACUAUUUAAAACUUAA